AAAAAAAGUUUAUGGUGUUAACUCCGGCCUAAGAGGCACCCGCAGAGCUCUGCAAACCCGAACGCAGGGCCGGGCCUGGCCGGGCCGGGUGUUUGCCCACGAGGACGCGUUCGCUCGGAUCCCGUGUGUUUGGGGCUUUUAAAGGUCAUCCCGCGGUUUACAGCGCUGCAGAGAAUGGAAAGCCCAGCGAGAGCCAAGCACCGUCCCUGGCAGGGUGUUCGGCACCGCUCUCCCGGACGGGACGGGACAGGCCCGCGGGGAGAGUGCGGAACGAUUUCCACGCGUGGCUCCCACCCUGGCACGGGCACAGAUAAGGGCCUGCCAGCCCGCCCUGCCCGCUGUGCCCGCCUCGAAGACAGCAAAUGCUGCGGCAGCCGAGCCCUCUCCCGCAGCGCCGCGCCCUCCGCGCCGCGGCCCCGCCCCGUUGCGAAGGAAGCGGCGUCGCCGGUUGCUACGAGGCCCGGCAGGACGCGCAGAGCAGCGCGGCGGGGCCCGGCGCUGGCGGCGGUGUGGGCCCGGCGCUGGAUGGAGCUCGGCGAGAAGGCCGGCGGGGCGGCGCGGGGGCAGCUCCUCGCCGGGGCCCCGCAGGACCGCGCGGGAGAGCGGCAGAGCGUCCCUGUGGGUAGAGAUUUAAUAUUUCAUUUUGAACAGGAUUUACAAGAAGAACGUCGGGCAUUGAAAGAGGAUCAAAAAAUGCAUCGGAACAAGGCAAUGAAAUAUUUGAUGGAGACAAACAGAAGAAGAAGAGCCUUUGAAGAAAGACAGAAGGAAGAAGAAGCAAAAGAAAAAAGAUUUAGAGAACAAGUUCUGCAGCAGAGGAAAAUUAAAUUUCAGGAGGCAACUGCUAAGUUCCAACAUGCUCAUCAGUCCUUUUCUCGGCAGAAACAAACAGCUCUGAUCCCUCCAGUUCAGACAAAAGCAGCUUUUCAGUUAGAAGAAGCUCUUGAACAAAUUAAAGGAUCAGUUUUAACGCCAGGACUGUGCUUGCAAAACAUAAACAAAAUCAAUUUCAGAACCACAGAUGACACUUCAUCCUCAUCAGUAUGUAGAAGUGAUUCUUUCUGUCAGAAGCAGAAUUCAGCAGUGUUUGGCUGUGAUGAAACAAUACAGGAGAGCAGUAGAACAGACAUGGAUAGUCACCAACUUCUCUUCCAGAAAAAUCUGGAAGAAAUGCAACAGCUCCUUGAAAAACAGCAUCUCAACAACUUAGAGAAUUUUCAUCAAGAAAUCAAAGAAAGAGAUGAUUCAGAAAGCCUGAUGAGCCUUGACAGUCUUGAGGCUGGAGAACAAAAUGGAAAUUGCACAACACAGAGUGAAUCAUCUUUUACCACACAGUGUGACUGUGCCCUGUAUGAUCCAGAAAAAUGCCAGACUAGGAAAAAUGGUUUACUUCACACAGAUCAAAGUACUUCUAAAAAUGCACAUCUAAAUAAUUGUCUGAGAAACGUAGAUUUGCUACACUACCACAACAUACCUACUCAUGAUCUUUUAGCUAAACAUAAUGUUCUAACUCCUGCUGAACAUGUAAACACUUCAGAAGAGGAAUCAUCUGCUUCUCACAGAUCUGGAAAACAACCUGCAGAAUUCUCUGUCUCUGGUAAGCAAAAGAGCUCUGUAAGUAAUGCAUUUAGUUUCCUGCAAAACAUAAAAGACAGAAGCAAGCCAUCUUCUGGAGCAGCUAGCACAUUUGCCACUGGUCAUCCUGUUUUCAGUCCUAGCAGAGCCUGGGACAGCCCUGAUUCUAUUCCAGGAGAAAGAAUUCAGGAUCUGAUGCAAGAUCAGACUUUUAAAAUGACCCCACAGGAGAGAACUAAAUCUAUGCAAGAUGCGUCCAGUCAACCUAUUGCAACAUCUGUAAUCUUAUUUCCUAAUCAGGGAUGUUCCACUGGCAUUCCCAGCACAGCUGAUGUGUUACCAAAGAACAAAAACAUCAGUACAGGGUUUUUAAAAAAUACCUUAGGAAAAAUGACUGAAAUAAAAGAAGGAAAUAUUAAAUGUAUGAAUUACAUUAUUUCAGAAACAUCUUUAUUUCAGGACACACCAAAUGUCUCACUUCUGUUGGAAGUUAAGCAACAGAAUAAUAAAGAAGGAAAAGGAAAUAUAAUUGAAAAUAUGUCACUGUUACCUGAUACAGAGUUCAAUUCUGACACUCCUAGACAGGACAAAAUCCUGAAAAAUAAUAUUCUUGCAAGAAAAAGAGCAAAGCUUUUCACAAGUAUCUUAAAGAAGAGUUCUAAAUAUGAAUCCAGUCAUUUCAAAGCUGUGGUUACAGACCAUGGGAUCAGUUUUGGAACUCAAGUCAUGUCAUCUAUCAGAGACAGUUUAGAACUGGCAAAAAUAAAAAAGAAAAGUGCAGAAAAUGAAAAAUACAAUAGGAAGCUAAAAUGGUGUGAUGAAAUUGACCAGAUAAUAAUAGAAAAUAAUGAAAAAUGCUAUGAAAAAAUCAUCAGUGAAAUAUCGUCUUCAAAACUGCAGUGUGUUCAAACUGCAAAUAACUCUCCUAAGAACAAUUUAAGUAUUGUUGCUCAGCCUUCAAACCCCAUGUUCAUAAAAAAUCAUCAGGAAAGUUCUCAUAUGUCAAAACCAAACAUUAAUACUGAGAAAUCAAAUAAAGAAUACCCAUCUCAGAAUAUAUUUAUGUUUACAGGAUCCUUUUCUGGUAAGAAAGCUUGGAUGGUAUCAAAAGAUGAAGUAAGUAAACCCCCAGUAUGUAGCAAUAAUGCUAAAAUUAAUGAAGGUGGUCAACUCAAAAAUAAGGCAAAAAUAACAAGAAGAGCAACAUCUGUAAGAGUCCAGUCACAUUCUAUGCUGAAGAAGAGAAGAGGCACUAUGAUCAAAGUGCAGUCAGCCACUGAAGCCAGCAAAACUCAAAAAGCUCCAGGGAAAUGCCUUGCACCUCACCCACCUUCCACACCUCUGCCAGGAAACAGAAGUGUUGAAAACCCAGCCAGCCCUGGGUGUCAGUCACUGCUGCCUGCCAGCCUGCAAGCUACCAGUGCUAGCAGCAGUGAUUUCAAUGACAGGCAUGUUGUGCUAGCAAGUCGGGUUUUAAAUAGGAACAGUGCAGAAAAGAGUGAGAAUACUGCUGGUUGUGCUGGUGUGGCCACUGCCAUCUCUACACCUGACUGCAGCAGGGCCAAAUACAAACCUUGGGCAAAAAAUAUUUGUUCUGUAAAUAAUGUUAAGGCAAGCGCCUGUCACGAUCAUUCAGUAACUUGCUCUGAGAAAAGACCUGUUAACACAGAAAAUAGAUUACAUCUCCAUCAUAUCCCAGCAGCUGGAAAAACAAGCACCUUCUGGCACGGAGCACAUUCUACCCAAGCUCCGAAAGACUCUGCUACUGGUGGUGUUCCUGUUACAAGACAAAAUCAGGUUUUGGGCAACUAUGAAAAUAUACACCGAGGUUUUUCAGAAUGCAGAAGACAAAGUGUCGUCUCUAAAAUAUGGAAGCCUGCUCAUCAUGCACAGAAUUCAUUAUGUGCUGUCCAGCUGAGUCCCAUUCAAUCUGCAUUUGAUCCAGUACAAAAGAUGAAAAACAUCUCUAAAUCUGAGGAAGUUUCAGAAAGCACUGCUCAGUUUCUAGUGGCAGAAAAACUAGCAAGUACACCAGUUGCAGAGGGUGAAAUCCUAGCAGCCAUGGACCGUGUGAAGCCAGCCAGACAGCUCUCAUUGCUUAAAAGGGCUCUGUGUCCAAGCAGGAGUACCCUUUCCAUAGAAGAACAGAAGAUUUUCCAGUCUCUGGAUUGUCUGAAUCAAAAGCUACAAAAUGUUCAAAAAGCCAUUACCAGAAACCCAUUUGCUUCACAUGUUUUGCAGAUAAGCAACCCUUAG
This is a messenger RNA of Vidua macroura (Pin-tailed whydah), 3831 nucleotides long. RefSeq names its product centrosomal protein 126 (gene CEP126). NCBI's taxonomy places the organism in Eukaryota, Metazoa, Chordata, Aves, Passeriformes, Viduidae. Gene Ontology annotation, biological process: mitotic spindle organization; cytoplasmic microtubule organization; non-motile cilium assembly. Bases 175 to 3831 code for a protein of 1218 amino acids. Gene Ontology annotation, cellular component: midbody; ciliary base; centrosome. The transcript has 10 exons. The record is from RefSeq and is a predicted model, not a curated record.